Messenger RNA from Pomacea canaliculata, 2120 nucleotides. RefSeq names its product sphingomyelin phosphodiesterase 2-like. The record is from RefSeq and is a predicted model, not a curated record. Lineage: Eukaryota; Metazoa; Mollusca; Gastropoda; Architaenioglossa; Ampullariidae. Gene Ontology annotation, molecular function: sphingomyelin phosphodiesterase activity. The transcript is spliced from 8 exons. The coding region runs from base 131 to 1336 and encodes 401 amino acids. Gene Ontology annotation, cellular component: cytoplasm.
AUCACUAAUUACUGAGACAGGGACCCUACUUCCGAAGGUGUGACCCGCUUUCACAGUGUAUGUGGCAACAACCCAGUUUGACCUUUAUUUAUACUGCCAACUUUUCAGGGACUAGAAUAUCACUGUAGUAAUGGAGAGACUGAAAAUUCUGACGCUGAAUUGCUGGGGUGUACCAGUUCCUUUUGUCUGCAAAAUGAGACCACAGAGAAUCCUUGCUAUUGCUAAGGAGUUGUCCAAGGGACAGUACGACAUUGUGGUCCUUCAGGAGGUAUGGUUGAAGAGUGAUUACAAUAUUAUAUGUGAAAACAUUAGCAGUGUCUUGCCACACAACCAUUAUUUCUACAGUGGUGUUAUCGGGAGUGGAGUGUGCGUGUUCUCAAAAGUGCCGAUACUGGAGACAUUUUUCCACAAGUUCCAGCUCAAUGGGCAUGCUUACAAAGUUCACCAUGGUGACUGGUUUGGGGGCAAAGGUGUUGGCCUUUGUAUUCUAAACUAUAAGGGAUUAAAGAUCAAUCUCUAUGCUACACAUCUGCAUGCAGAAUACAACCGGUCAGAUGAUGAGUACCUGCCACACAGAGUGUCUCAGGCCUUUGAAAUGAGCCAGUUUAUUCGCUACACAUCAACCAACUGUGAUGUCGUCAUAGCUGCCGGAGACUUCAAUUUGGAGAGCAAUGAUGUUGGCUACAAAGUUUUGGUUACAAACACACCUCUGAGAGAUACAUGGGAGCAAAAGAAAAACACACCUGAUAGCAACUUAUCAGGGUCAACAUGUGAGUGUCCAUUCAACCCAUUCAGUGACAAGAAUCAGGUCCAAAUACAGCAAGAUGGCAAACGUAUUGACUACAUAUUAUAUGAGGCCAAAACAGGUGUGAAUAUCACUGUGGAACGCUGCAUCACCACCCUAGGAAUGGUGCCAGGUCAGCAGUAUUCUUUUUCUGACCAUGAAGCUGUAGCUUCAGAUCUUCUGCUGCUACGGUCUUCGGAAGAAACACAACCAGUUGAUACUUCUUUGGAGACUGAGCGCAAUGCAUACCUCAUUGCAGCUCAGAACAUUGUGAAAGAGGGUGUAAUUCAAGUUCGGCGAACUAUCACUGGCCUGCAGCUCCAAGCUCUGGGUCUGGCUGUUCUCCUGCUAGGGCUGUGCAAUACAGAGUUGUCUGUCACUAAUCCCAUCAUCAUUAUUUUCUUCCUUGGCUUGGUGAAGCUUGUGUUGGCUGUAGCAGUGGCUGCCCUUGUUUGGUUAGCAUUGGUGGUUAAAGAGGGAGAAGUGCAUGGGCUGAAGGCAACAGCAAGUAACCUUGAGCUUCUGUCCAAACACAUUUCCGAGGGGAGGUAGCUUUCCACAAUGUUUUCCACGCAUCAGUUUAAAUUUUUUAGUGUUGUAAAUAUGUGCCAGUCAACAAAUAAAUGCCAUUAAGAUUAUGAUAAAAUUUUGUCAAUGGAAAAAAACAGAUUAGUCAUAAUAAGAGAAUUGUAUAGAGAGACUACAUUUUGAAGAAUUUAUUUUUAUAGUGUUUUUCUUAAAUAGUUUUGAUAUGACUGUGGUUAUUUUGUAUAGCAUGUCCUUACCUUAGUUUUACUGAUUCUGGGGAAAGUGGUUUAUUUUCUCGUUGUGGAAGAAGUACAUUUGGUUUGAUUCUUGACUGACUACUUACCAAUAUUUUUCACUUGUAUACUCAUAGAUGGUUUUGAAAUGAUCGGCAUCUGAACUGCUCAAAAACUUUUAGAACCAGAAAUAAAAUCCAUGAAGACUACUAGUCAGUAGCAAAAUUAUCGAAAACUUUUUCCAACAUACUGGGACCAAAACAGAAUCAUAACAUUCUCACUAUCAGGGAGAAUGUCUGGACCACAUUAGAAGAUAAAUAAAAGAUCAUGCUUUAAUUGUAAUGUAUGAUAAUAUCAGCUAUAAUAUGUGAUAAAGUAAUAUACAUUCUGCUGAUGAUGCCAUGUAGACUUGGCUAUUCAGUUGUUGGUAAUUGUGUGGGUAUUAAUAGUUGAUGUUUCAAAGGGCUUAAUAUUAUUUUGUGUGAUAUUUUGCAUAUUCUGUUUAUUUUAAAAGGAUAUAAAUAUUGUACAUAUCUGUGUCAAAAAGACUUGAUAAAGCUACAUACAACAAGGUG